Molecule: messenger RNA, 1777 nt
Organism: Rhizopus microsporus ATCC 52813
Lineage: Eukaryota; Fungi; Mucoromycota; Mucoromycetes; Mucorales; Rhizopodaceae
Exons: 8
Coding region: 387-1589 (400 amino acids)
Biological process (GO): amino acid transmembrane transport
Cellular component (GO): endoplasmic reticulum
Molecular function (GO): amino acid transmembrane transporter activity
Source: RefSeq, a predicted model, not a curated record
UUAUAGAAACAGUAUAUUUUUAGCCCCGUUCUUAGCUCCUUAACUGAUCAUCAAUUGUUUUGCACUAUUUCAUAUGUCUUUUCUUACAAGAUGUCCAGCGUUAUAAAUGGUCAACACCUGUCUAUAGAUUCCGAGUACAUUAGCCAAUCACUGACAACACAACACUCUCCUUCACCAGAGGCUAAUCUUGCAGGUGCUGUUAGAGAAUAUGCCGAACUUGAUUUCGAAGAUUCCAUAAGUUUUAGUAUUGCAGACAGGGCACAGCAACACAGGCCGUUACUAGAGCAAAAUGAUGAAGCUUUAGAUGAAUAUGACGACUUGGAACAGAAGCAGUACAGAUUACCCUCUGAAGGAGGUAGCAUAUUCACUAGCUUUUUUAGCUCAAUAUGGCCAACAGCAUUAUAGGGGCUGGUAUUAUUGGAUUACCAUUUGCAUUUAAAGAAGCAGGCUUUUGGAUAGGACUUUUUCUCUUGAUUGCUUUAACAAUCAUAGUUGACUGGACAGUGCGAUUAUUGAUCCAUAAUGGAAAGUUAUCAGGAACUUCCACCUAUCAGGACCUUAUGGAAUUUACAUUUGGCAAACCAGGUUUAAUAGCCAUCUCCAUUUUUCAAUUUGCCUUUGCAUUUGGUGGAAUGGCUGCGUAUUGUGUAAUUAUAGGUGACACAAUUCCUCACGUCAUCCGAUCAUUAUUCCCCAAGAUUGAUCAAGUACCUCUGCUCUGGAUGCUUGCCGAUCGCAACCUCUGCAUAUCAUUCUUUACCUUAUUUGUAUCAUACCCCCUCUCUCUUUACAGGGACAUUUCAAAACUAGCAAAGACGAGUGCUUUAGCUCUAGUCGCAAUUAUCAUUAUCAUCAUUGCUGUGGCAAUUGAAGGGCCGCAAAUGCCAAGUAGCAUCCGAGGAUCUAGCGCAUUAAGAUUUAAUAUAAUAAAUAAUGAAGCAUUUCAGGCAAUUGCUGUCAUGAGCUUUGCAUUUGUUUGUCAUCAUAAUAGUUUCUUGAUAUUUGGGUCACUAAGACAACCAUCGCUCAAUCGAUUUGCUUUGGUAACUCAUUGGAGUAUGGGUAUUGCUUUUUUUACAUGCCUGCUCUUGGCUGUGUCUGGUUACUGGGCUUUUACAGAUAAAACAGUGGGCAAUAUCCUAAACAAUUUUCCUUCAGACAAUAUACUCAUUAAUGUAGCAAGAUUAUCUUUUGGUUUAAACAUGUUUACUACUAUUCCUCUUGAAGCCUUUGUAUGCCGAGAGGUUUUAGAAACAUAUUUUUGGCCAUCAGCCAAGUUUGAUAAAAUGCGACACUUUUUCAUCACAAGCGUACUUAUACUGACAACAGUGGCCAUAUCCUUACUUACAUGUAAUCUCGGUAUAGUCUUAGAACUCACCGGAGCGUUUUCCGCUACUGUCCUUGCCUUUGUUCUCCCGCCUUUGUGUUUCUUGAAACUAUCUAAUGGACCGCUUUUUCACAGUUCAAAGAUCUGUCACUGGGCAUGUACGAUAUUUGGGCUGAUCAUCAUGUUUAUUAGUACAUUUUAUAGCAUCCGUAAAGCUCUAUUACCUUCUUCUUCAACAAGCAACCCUGAAGUGUGUGACUAAUGCCUUAUCCAAACGGGGGUAGCAUAAAUGAAAGUGGGAGUAAACAAGUAAUCGCUACGUCUAUACACUUGGAUGUAAAGUCCCCCCGUAUCCAUAAGUAGAUGUAGCUACUUGCACAUGUCUAUAAAUAAAAAAGUGUAUACAAAGAUUUCCUGCUUUUUUUUUAUUGAAAAUGGAAAAAGACUUUA